Molecule: messenger RNA, 1563 nt
Organism: Geosmithia morbida
Lineage: Eukaryota; Fungi; Ascomycota; Sordariomycetes; Hypocreales; Bionectriaceae
Product: Sugar transporter
Exons: 5
Coding region: 1-1563 (520 amino acids)
Biological process (GO): carbohydrate transport; transmembrane transport
Cellular component (GO): membrane
Molecular function (GO): carbohydrate:proton symporter activity
Source: RefSeq, a predicted model, not a curated record
AUGGGACGAAAGUACCUUGGCGGUUCGGGCGAAAGCCUCACAGUGUGGAUAUCCAUCGCCGCCUCUACUACCAUCAUCUUUUACGGUUACGAUCAGGGAGUUUUUGGCAAUGUCCUGAUCAAGAAAAACUUCCUCGAAACCAUGGGCAACCCCAGUACCGAUGAUCAGGGAACCAUGACAUCCGUAUACAACCUUGGCUGCUUCGUCGGUGCUCUCUCAACCCUGUACUCCGGCGACAAGCUCGGCCGCCCCAUGACUCUGAUGCUUGGAAGCACUGUUGUUGGGAUCGGUGCCAUCAUCCAGACUUGUUCCUUUGGUCCAGCCGAGAUGUACGUCGGCCGUAUCAUCGGUGGUCUUGGAACCGGUAUGAACACGGCAACCGCCGGUGUCUGGCAGUCUGAGACGUCCAAGAUGAGGAGUCGAGGCAAGCUCAUCAUCAUCCAGAUGGCAAACUGUAUCGUCGGAUUUGCACUCUCCAACUGGUUGACCUUGGGUUUCUCCUUUGCCCCAGGAAGUGUCUCUUGGCGUUUCCCUCUGGCCUUUCAGUUGUUUUUCUCCCUUGUGAUCAUGACCAUGGUCCCCUUCCUCCCUGAUUCCCCUCGUCUCCUUAUCCGUAAGGAGCGCCACGAGGAGGCUCUCGAAGUCCUCGCUGCGCUAGAGGGCAACGGUGCCACUCCCGAAUCUCCCUCGGAAUACGCCGUCAGCUACACAUGGUGGCAGCUCAUCACCGGUCGCGGUCCCGCCGGUGUCGUCCGUCGAAUGAUUCUUGGCGCCUGGAUGCAGACCAUGAACCAGAUUUCGGGAAUCAAUGUCACGUCGUACUACAUGACAUACGUCUUCAUCAAUGCGCUAGGAUUAGACGAGUUCCUGGCACGCAUCUUGGCUGCCGCCGGCUCCAUGGACUACCUCUUCUUCUCCUUCAUGGCUUACUUUGUCAUCGAACGCUAUGGCCGUCGGGUUGUCAUGAUGACGUCGGCUACCGGCUGUGCUAUCUGCUGGAUCGUCAUCGCCAUCAGUCUCGGUCUUUCCGAGCAUGGCCUGGCCGAUAAGUACAGGAUGGGAAUCGUAGCUGUGUCAUUCUUCUUCCUGUUCUUUGCCUGCUUUGCUAUGGGCUGCCUUGGUGGUGAGUGUAUCCGCCCUAUCCCAGUCCCCUGGCUCUAUCCCACCGAAAUCAACGCGUUGGCCUUCCGCUCCAAGGGCUCCAGCCUGGCCAUGGCCUCCAACUGGAUCAUGAACUACAUGGUCGCCCAGGUCACCCCUCCCGGAAUCGCCAACCUCGGUUACAAGUUUUGGAUCAUCUGGGCCGUCAUUUGCGCGUCCUUUGUCCCCAUCACCUACCUAUUCUACCCGGAAACGGCCAACCGAUCCCUCGAGGACAUUGACCGCUACUUCUACGACAACCCCGGUAUCUUUGUUUUCAAGAACAAGCAGGCCACGCAGCUUAGCAGACCACAGAUCUACGAAGAUGCCGACAGGGAGAUUGCGGCUCACCAAGGAGCCAGUGAAAAGGUGGUUGACGUUGAGAAUAGCGAGAUGGUAGAGCACGCAGAGAAGCGUCGGUGA